Molecule: messenger RNA, 4987 nt
Organism: Pangasianodon hypophthalmus (striped catfish)
Lineage: Eukaryota; Metazoa; Chordata; Actinopteri; Siluriformes; Pangasiidae
Gene: itga11a
Product: integrin, alpha 11a
Exons: 30
Coding region: 90-3659 (1189 amino acids)
Biological process (GO): cell adhesion mediated by integrin; integrin-mediated signaling pathway; cell-cell adhesion
Cellular component (GO): external side of plasma membrane; integrin complex
Molecular function (GO): integrin binding
Source: RefSeq, a predicted model, not a curated record
CAGGCCUGGAGCUUUAAGGAGAACACAGUGACAGACCUUCUGCCCUUAUACACACACUCUCACACACAUACAUACACAUACUCACAACCAUGGAGUACUACUGCACUCUGCUGAUUUGGACCCUGUGCCUAUGGCCAGGGCUCCAUGACUGUUUCAACAUAGACACCAAGAGCCACAGAGUCAUCAAGGGCCCAAAGCAGGUGCAGUUCGGUUACACCGUACAGCAACACAUCGCUGGUGGACAGAAAUGGCUGCUGGUUGGAGCUCCAUUGGAAACAAAUGGCCAGCACCAGACAGGUGAUGUGUAUAAAUGUUCGUUAAGCAGAAGAAUCCCAGGCCCCAGCUGCACAAAGCUGAAUUUAGGAAAGAUAUCUUUGACGAAUGUCUCCGAACGUAAAGAUAAAAUGAGACUAGGGAUGACGCUCACCUCCAACCCUAAAGACAACAGCUUUGUGGCAUGUGGUCCUCUCUGGUCUUAUGAAUGUGGUAGCUCCUACUACAGCACGGGAAUCUGCUCCAGGGUCAACGCCAGCUUUAAAUUCUCACGCACCAUCGCUCCAGCUUUCCAAAGGUGUGAGACUUACAUGGAUAUAGUUAUUGUUCUGGAUGGCUCUAAUUCCAUUUAUCCAUGGUAUGAAGUGCAAGACUUUCUCAUCAACAUUCUGCAGAAAUUUUACAUUGGACCAGGGCAGAUCCAGGUUGGUGUGGUACAGUAUGGGGAAAAGGUGGUGACUGAGUUCCAGCUAAAUGAUUACCGAUCAGUGGAGGAUGUGGUGAAGGCGGCCCGACAAAUACAACAGAGAGGUGGAGAGGAGACCAACACUGCGUUAGGCAUUAAUGUGGCACGAUCUCAGGCCUUUAAACAGGGUGGAAGGAGAGGAGCCAAGAAGGUCAUGAUCGUCAUAACAGAUGGAGAAUCACAUGACAGCCCGAACCUGAAGCAGGUCAUCGAGGACUGUGAGAAAGAUGGCAUUGUUCGAUAUGCCAUUGCUGUCCUUGGCUAUUACAAUCGCAGAGGUAUCGAUGCAAAGGCUUUUCUCAAAGAAAUCAAAGACAUUGCCACUGAUCCAGAUGAUAAGCAUUUCUUCAAUGUGACUGAUGAAGCUGCCUUGAAAGACAUUGUGGAUGCUUUGGGGGAGAGGAUAUUCAGUUUGGAAGGAACCAGUAAGAACGGGACAGCAUUUGGUCUCCAGAUGUCUCAGGCUGGUUUCUCCACACAUGUCGUUGAGGAUGGGAUUCUUGUUGGGGCAGUCGGGGCAUAUGAUUGGAACGGAGCUGUGUUAAAGGAGACCCGGCAUGGUAAAGUGGUUCCACCCAAGUCCUCCUACACACAGGAGUUCCCUGAAGAGCUGAAGAAUCAUGGAGCUUACUUGGGAUAUACAGUGACCUCAGUGGUGUCAGCGCGAAGUGGGCAGCUGUAUGUGGCUGGAGCCCCGCGUUUUAACCACACGGGCAAAGUGAUCAUCUUCACCCUGAAGAACACAGGAGAGCUCACCAUCCUGCAUUCACUGAAGGGACAUCAGAUCGGCUCAUACUAUGGCAGUGAGAUUGCUGCAGUGGACAUCGAUGGAGACGGAGUCACUGAUAACCUGCUUGUUGCUGCCCCAAUGUUCUUCAGUGGAGGCUGGGAAAGGGGCAAAGUGUACAUCUACCGCAUUACCGAACAGCCCCGUUUCAUCCCGGAGGGGGUGCUGGAGCUCACUGAUCUAAGCGAGAACGCAAGAUUUGGAUCUGCCCUAGCACCAGUAUCUGACCUAAAUGGGGACUCCUUUAAUGACCUGGUAGUGGGAGCUCCGUUAGAGGACGAGCACCGAGGAGCCAUUUACAUCUAUAACAGCCAGCGCAACAGGAUACUGAGGAAGUAUAAACAGAGAAUCAGUGCAGCAGAACUUGCUCCUGGUUUGCAGUAUUUUGGCAGGAGUAUCCACGGGAAGAUGGAUAUGAAUGGCGAUGGACUGGUAGAUCUGGCCGUGGGUUCCCUAGGUGCCGCUGUACUCCUCUGGUCUCGCAGUGUGAUCCGUAUCCAUGCCACUGUCCGAUUCGAGCCCAGCAAAGUCAACAUCUUCAAUAAGGACUGUCGGCGCGGUGGAAAGGACGUGACGUGUAUGUCAGCUAUCGUGUGUCUGAAUGUCACUGCCAGGACUGUCAUCAAACCCACACAGGAAGUAGGUCUUUGGUACAAUACGUAUAUAGAGGAGAAGCGCUUUAACCCUCGUGCUGUGAUGGAUGAUCCAGACCGGCAGCAACCAAAAAAUCUUACUAUGCUUCCUGGAGAGGAGAACUGUGAACACAUCUACUUCCACGUAAUGGAAACAACAGACUAUGCCAGACCCAUCAUAUUCACAGUGGAAACAGGUCUACAGGAUCCAGACAAUGGACCCACGCUAGAUGAUACCUGGUCAACUACCACCAGAACCCAGCUUCCUUUUUGGAAUGGCUGUGAUGAGGAUGAUCACUGUGUUCCAGACCUGGUGAUACAAUCACAGACUGACCUGAUCAGCCGCAAGCAGUUCUGUGGACAGGUGUUUCGAGUGGGCAGUGUGUUGUGUCUUAGCCAAACUGAACCUGAAGAUAGCGAGCGUGUGAUAGAGGCAUCCAGGAAGAAAAUGGUAGUGGAUGUUCGUUUGGAGAACCGAGGAGAAAAUGCUUAUGGAGCCCACCUCAACAUCUCAUACUCCAGAAACCUACAGUUCUCCAGUCUUAUAGUAAAGGAUAAUUCAGACAUACAGAUCGACUGUCACCGUGGAGACAAGCAUAGAAAUGAGAAGUACUGUGAUGUCGGUGCUCCCUUCAUGAGAGCUAAAACACAGGUCACUUUCCGUUUGGAGUUUGAAUUUAUUAGCUCAGUGUUGCUGGACCAUGUUCGGGUCAUUCUGGCGGCUGGAAGUGAUGGAGAAGAAGUGGCUUUACAAGACAACAUUAACGACAUCUUCUACAUGCUGAGAUAUGAGACUGACUUGCUCUUCACAAGAGAUUCCAAUCCAUCCCACUGGGAGCUCAAAGCCAACCUCGCUCUGGAGAAGCCAGAAAACCUCCGUCCGCCAUUCAACUUUACUUUCCAAAUCCAGAACCUGGGCUACUUCCCGGUGAGAAAUCUACAGCUCAACAUUAUGAUCCCCGAAGUGACAAAAAAUGGGAAUCGCUUCCUACAGAUCCAACAUUUUCACAUAGACCAGGUAGAUGGGACUCACUGCAUUCCCCCUCAACACAUAGCACACAGUCGAGCAUCGCCAGAGGACCUGAGUCGUGUCUCUCGCCUGAAUUAUACCAACUCCCUGGCUGUGCCGAUUCAGUGCAAUGUGAAUUUAAGCUCCUAUAGAGAAGUUGGCGUGAGAAUCAGUGGAUCUCUCCGCGUUGACUCUCUCCAUGAACUGAAGUUUAAAACACUGGAGCUGGUGACAACAGCCUCGGUGGAGCUGAGCCAGGCCAGUCCCAUGUUCCUUCAGGAAGAGAGGCCUGUCAGACAGAUAAUUCUGGAAGUGAGGAAGGAGGAAGAUUAUCGUGUUCCCAUCUGGAUUAUUAUUGGGAGUACACUAGGAGGACUGUUGCUACUCUCCCUGCUCAUUUUAGCUCUGUGGAAGCUGGGUUUUUUCCAGAGACAGAAACCCAGGGAGGAGGCAGAAAACGAGGCCAAUGGGAAAGUAGCAGAGGAGCGAUAACGCAAGCUGCCCACAGGGCUUAACCUAGCCCAACUCUCAGGGAGCGUCCCACUACAACACUACACAUCUCUGGAACAGAGAAGAAGAAGAGAAAGAAAGAGAUAGAGAGAGGAUAUAUAAAUCAGGGCAGUAGGUACGUAAAUAAUAAGAGGAAAAGAAAGUGAGAAAAGAGUCAAAGCAAGAAACAUGAGAUGGCCAAAGAUAGAUGGAAAGAAAAGGAGGGAUUUGCUCAGUGCACUGGACAAUCUGUUGUUCAUUCAGUUAAAAAAAAAAAAAAACACUGCACCACCUUUCACCUGGCCUGCACUGCUUACUGAGCCCUUGCAUCACAGACAAGCCUCCAUAUCUGAUCAUCAGUCACACCCAACAGUGGGACUGCAUUUAAAGACUUCAAGAGAACAGCUUCUGGGAACAUGAACUUUUACAUGGGACCUGACUCAUCACAUCUGUUUGUAUGCCAAAUUAAACUUCUUCAAGAGAAACCUCAAAGGGCUGUGACUGUCCACAACGGCCACGUUUCCUGGUGCUUUUUCUCAACAAGAAAAAUCUUGGAAAAGAUAGAAAGUGGGGAAUUGGAGAGCAGAAGUUCGCACAAGAGCUGGCUUGCUUUUUGUAGUGAUGUCAACGGAUUUAAGAUGUAAUAUUAGGCACUGGUGUAAACUAGCUCCUUGUUUUAUUUUCAGUGGUUAUAAUUUAUUGGUAUGAAAAUGAACAGUGUUUUGGAUUUUUUUCACUAAUGCCCUCUUGUGGCAUUCUGAAACAAUAAUACUUACAUUUUUUGCCCUAGCAGGGAUAUGUCUGUCCUUCAAGAAUGAUUCUCUACUCUUUGAGAGGAUGAUUUCCUGAUUUACUUUUAGACCAAUUUUUGAUGCACUUUUGAUAUUGAUAUAAAAAUGCAAACUUGAAUUUUGUUAUGAAUAUCUUUUUUAUAACCUAUGUCAGAAAUAGUGUAAUAUUGCUUCCAUAAGGACUGUGGCAUUACCUUGUAGCUUUAGUUUGGCUUUUAAGACAAGCUGUAGUGUUUGUCUUCUGCUUACAGACCCGGCAUCUCAACAAAUAGCCUUUAAGAAAGGAUAGGCUUACUGAUCAAUAGUUUUUCCAACCAGGCCCAGUUUCUCUAUCCGUGCUGUGGAUGGCGUAACUGUAGUUAAAAAUGUCCAGAACAUCGCAAAAUGUUCAGGUAUACUUACGAUUGUCAUUUUGUAUAGAUUCAAAACUGAAGCAUAGUCAGAGAAAUUUAAGUGUACUAUCAUUUUAAUCUAUAUGUCAAAAAAAUAGGAAAUGAGGGAGUAUUUGUACAAAACGUAAUAAAAAUAAAUACCAUUUUA